UGGAACUAGAAACUCAUUGAACAUUGUCAUUGACUCCUCUCCUGAGGACUACGAUUGCCUACACACGCCUGCUACAGCUUCAUCUGCAAGCUAACCGCCCGUUGUCGCGCCUCACUCCUCCUCCGCUGCUCAACCUCGACCAAAUCCCCCGGAAGCUCAACAACCCUCGCCCUCAAAAACUCCGAAAUACUCUUCCCAAAGCCAUCGAGCACACUACUACUACUAACUCCGUCCUGCAGGAUCCCCUUGAUCACCAAGUGAACCGCAUGCAAGUGUGGAAACUCACACCUCUCCACUGAGUACCGCUCAUCCCAAUCGUCCACGAGAAGCUCUAUCAAUCUUUGCUCUGUGAGAAAGGCUUGCGCCAAUGGGUACGCUGACGGAUCGCGCACCCAGAAGCCGACGUUUGCGUUGCCGCCUGAAGGCGGACAGCUCGUAUCCUUGGAAGCUCGACAGGCUCAGAGCCUUCAUCUUCCUGCUGCUUGCCGAGCUGGGCAACGUGAAGAACCUCGAUCGCCUCACCAUCUUGAAGGCCCGACUCAACCGCAUGAAGGGUUCCAUGUUUGGCGGCAAGCAGUCCACAGCCCUCGACACAUACGCAGGAAUGUCUGCGGAGCAGAAGCUUCUCGCCACCAAAGAGAUGGGUGAGUCCUCCAACCUUCCCUGCAUGGUGUUCAAGUACCUCAAUGACCCAACGGUGUGCAAGAAAUUAUGCGAUACCUACGAGGCGCUCUUUAAAUAUUUUGAGGACUUUGAUACCUUUAAUGCGAGUCAAGGUUCUGGCGUCACGAUUUCCUCGUUCUUAUUACGCACGGGAGGACCAAGCCUCAUAGGGCCAAGUGCGCUAGGCUGUUUACAGUUCUAAGUUUAUCGUUCGCGUCUCCCAGAAGCCCCCUCGCCUCGCUUGACUCUGUGUGAC
Ilyonectria robusta is the source of this 919-nucleotide messenger RNA. RefSeq lists its product as uncharacterized. NCBI's taxonomy places the organism in Eukaryota, Fungi, Ascomycota, Sordariomycetes, Hypocreales, Nectriaceae. The record is from RefSeq and is a predicted model, not a curated record. The transcript is spliced from 2 exons. The coding region runs from base 368 to 865 and encodes 165 amino acids.